AUGGUACUUGAUGCUCAACCAUGCAUUAAUGCACAUCCUCCACAAACUUAUUUACAUCUUUAUAUGAAACAAAAAAAACUUCAACUAGAAGAAGAACGUACAGCAAUAAUUGAACAUGAUAAUCUUAUAGUAUUAGAAAAAAUGGCACAUAUUAUGAAAACAAUUGGAUCUGCUGAUAAUCGAAAACCUCGACAAGAAUUAUUAAAAGUUUCAAAAGAAAAUGCAACCAUGAUGAAAAGACUUAUAAAACGAAAACUUGAUAUUAAUCGAGAAAAUUGGAAAGAUAUUUGGGCAAAAAAUACAGUCUAUUUUGCUAAUAUUGCUAAAUAUGAUCUUGAUUGGUUUGUUUCGAAAGUAAACAAAAUAAUUUAUUUUUAA
Rotaria sp. Silwood1 is the source of this 378-nucleotide messenger RNA. The record is from the annotation of a GenBank genome assembly. NCBI's taxonomy places the organism in Eukaryota, Metazoa, Rotifera, Eurotatoria, Philodinida, Philodinidae.